Messenger RNA from Candidozyma auris, 3096 nucleotides. It is a transcript of the gene CDC68, whose product is annotated as chromatin-remodeling protein SPT16. NCBI's taxonomy places the organism in Eukaryota, Fungi, Ascomycota, Pichiomycetes, Serinales, Metschnikowiaceae. The transcript has a single exon. Bases 1 to 3096 code for a protein of 1031 amino acids. Gene Ontology annotation, biological process: positive regulation of transcription elongation by RNA polymerase II; transcription elongation by RNA polymerase II. Gene Ontology annotation, molecular function: nucleosome binding. The record is from RefSeq and is a predicted model, not a curated record. Gene Ontology annotation, cellular component: FACT complex.
AUGUCAGAGGUAUCGAUUGACGCCAGUGCCUUCCACAGAAGGUUGUCGAUUCUUCAAACGAAAUUGGCCUCCGACGAAUUCCCCAAUAUUUCGUCGUUGCUCUUCCUUGUGGGCUCCAGAGACGAUGAGUCCACAUAUAAGAAAUCUACCAUCAUCCAACUCUGGCUUCUAGGGUACGAGUUUGCUCACACAGCAAUCUUUGUCACCCAGGAUAAAUGCGUGAUUCUUACGUCUGAGGGUAAAGCCAAGCAUUUGGGCCACUUGAAAACAAAACCAACGUCCAACUCGAGUGAAGUUGAAAUUUGGACUAGAACCAAAGAUGCUGCUCACAACAAGAAGUUAUUUGAAGACUUGGUGGCAAAUCUCAAAGCCACCAUCACGGACGACAAAAAAGUGGGCACUAUUAUCAAGGAUCAGUUUAGAGGUAAGUUCAUCGAUGAAUGGAAGGAAGCGCUGGAAGCCGAGAAGUUUGAAUUCGCCGAUGCUGCGUUGCUUGUGUCCAAGAGUGUUGAAGUGAAGGACUCGGAGGAACUUGCUGCAACCAAAUUGGCUUCUAAAGCCUCGGUUGUCAUGAUGGACUCCUUCACCAACGAUAUGAUGGUGGUGGUUGAUGAAGACGUGAAAACUACCAAUGUGGACAUCUCUGACAAGCUCGAUAGAAAGAUCGAUAAUACAAAGUGGUACACGAAGCUGACUUUGGGCAAGAGGUUGCUUUUGAAUGAUAAAGACUUUGACCCUGAGCAAAUUGAUUGGUGCUACUCGCCCAUUGUUCAGAGCGGUGGCGAAUACGACUUGAAGCCUAGCGCGUUGUCCACCGAGAAGAGAUUCGUUGGCGAUGGGGUAAUCAUCGCAUCGGUCGGUUUGAGAUACAAGAACUACUGUUCCAACAUUGGCAGAACCUACUUGAUCGAUCCCACACCAGAGAUAUCUGCAAACUAUGAACUAUUAUUGGAAUUGCAGGAUCACAUUAUCAACUCUUUGUUGAAAAGGGGCGUGAAAGCUAAGGAAGUUUUCGCCGGUGUCGUAACUUUCGUCGAGUCAAAGAACCCAAAGUUGGCCUCCCAUCUUACCAAGAAUGCUGGCUGGUUGACAGGUCUUGAAUUUCGUGACUCCACUUUGGUGUUGAACGCCAAGAACGAAAGAGAGUUGGUGGACGGCCAAGUAUUCUCUUUGACCGUUGGAUUUGCUAACUUGGUGAAUGAAAAGGCUACCAAUCCUAAAAUGAAAAACUAUUCCUUACUUCUCACUGACACAGUCCGAGUGGGAGAUGGUCAGUCGUUUGUCUUGACCAACUACCAGAAGGCUAGCAAGGAAAUCACCUUCAAUUUGAAAGAAGAUCAAGAAAACGAGCCUCCAAUCAAAAAAGAAAAUGGAAGCAACAAGAUCAAAUCCGAGAAGGACCGCUCUAUAGAAACAAAGCUUGCAGCCAACGCCAAUCAGUCAAGAAUUCUCAAGAAUAAAUUGCGCCACGAAUCUGCUGCUGCUGAUGAUAACAACGCCGAGAAGCUUCGUCAAGAAGCACAAAGAAAGUUGCACGAAAAGAGACAACAAGAGGGUCUCGCGAGAUUCUCUCAAGCUGAUGCCAAUGAAGAUGCAGAAUUGAAACCAGUUUUCAAGAAAUAUGAAUCAUAUGUGAGAGAGUCCCAAAUACCAAACAGUGUGAGAGAUUUGAAGAUCCAUAUAGAUUACAAGAACCACACUAUUAUUCUUCCCAUCAGCGGCAGACCCGUUCCAUUUCAUAUCAAUGCUUUUAAGAACGGAUCUCAAAAUGAGGAAGCUGAUUACACGUACUUGAGAUUAAAUUUCAACUCACCAGGUGCGGGUGGUAAUAUCGGCAAACGUACCGAGUUGCCAUAUGAGGACGCUCCUGAAAACCAAUUUGUUCGCUCUAUCACUUUUAGAUCACGCGAUCGUCAAAGAAUCAUUGAUGUUUUCAAAGCCAUCCAAGAUUUGAAAAAAGACAGCGUAAAGAGAGAAGCUGAGAAGAAACAGCUCGCUGAUGUCGUCACCCAGGGUAAUUUGAUUGAACUCAAAGGGUCUAGAAUGAAGAAAUUGGAGCAAGUUUUUGUAAGACCUACUCCUGAUACAAAAAAGAUUGGUGGUGUUUUACAAAUCCAUGAAAAUGGUUUGAGAUAUCAGUCUUCUUUCAGAGCUGACCAGAAGAUUGAUAUUUUGUUUUCAAACAUUAAGCACUUAUUCUUCCAGCCAUGUAAAGACGAAUUGAUUGUCAUCAUCCAUUGCCAUUUGAAAAGUCCAAUUAUGGUUGGAAAGAGGAAAACGUUUGAUGUCCAAUUCUAUCGUGAGGCGAGUGAUAUGGCUUUCGACGAGACUGGUGGCCGUAAAAGAAAAUACAGAUAUGGAGAUGAAGAUGAGUUGCAGCAAGAGCAAGAGGAGAGAAAGAGGAAAGCUCUUUUGGAUAAAGAAUUCAAGAACUUUGCAGAGAUGAUAAGUGAUGCAUCCAACGGCAUGCUUGACUUGGACAUUCCAUUUAGAGAACUAGGAUUCAGCGGUGUGCCAUUCAGAUCAUCCGUCUUCUGUAUGCCAACGAGAGAUUGUUUGGUUUCGUUGAUCGAUCCUCCAUAUCUCGUUGUUACGUUGGAAGAGAUUGAAAUUGCUCACUUGGAACGUGUUCAGUUCGGUUUGAAGAAUUUUGACUUGGUGUUUGUUUUCAAGGACUUCAGCAAACCUGUGGUCCAUAUCAACACUAUCCCGAUGGAGGUGUUGGAAGAUGUUAAGCACUGGUUAACCGAUGUGGAUAUUCCAUACAGCGAAGGUCAGAUGAACUUGAAUUGGGGUGCCAUCAUGAAGCAAGUGUUGUCCGAUCCAUACAGUUUCUUUUCCGACGGAGGCUGGCGUAUAUUAACAGGAGACGGCGAGAGUGAGGAAGAGGAUUCUGAGGAAGAGGAGUCUGAGUUUGAGGCCAGUGACGAAGACCCCUCAGAUGAGGAAGUUGAUAGCGAGGAAGAGAGUGAGGAUGCCUACUCGUCUGAUGGUUCAGGCAGUGGUAGUGGAGAAGAUGAGGAGAGUGAAGGAGAAGACUGGGACGAGUUGGAAAGAAAAGCUGCCAGAGAUGAUAACAGACGCGGCAGGAACUAA